GGUUUAGUAGUCAAGAGUAAUAAUAUUGUUCAUUAAAAUAAAAACAAACAAAAUAUACAAAAAAACAAAACUAUUUGAACCGAUUGAAUUUCAGAGAGAAGACUGUUUAUAGUGCGUGUGUGUAUGUGAAAAAUUCAGUAUAUUUAAUAUAAUGUUGGUUAAACGCUCAACUUAUUAUAUUUAACACUCGUGCACUCGUGUUGGUCAUAAGAAAACGAUCACGCGUUUAGCUAUAUAUAUUUAUAUAUUCUUAUUUAACGUUGUUUUUAAUCAUUCUACAAAUUAUAAUGCGUUUUUAGUAUACUAUUAACAACGCGAUAUAGUAGAAGAGAGAGAGAGAGAGAGAGAGAGUAUAUUUUAUAAUCUGUUGUGUUGAGAGACCAUCUUGAAAUAUAUUUGUUCAGCCAUUAAAAAGAUGGCGCGAGAAUGCACUGAGGAGGGUCUUGUGCUUUCAACAAUGGUGGUAGGAGUUGAGGAUCACGUGACACUUGCGUCGCAGGGCCGCUUGUCGCGCGACCAUCCGAGGCCAGCCAUUUUGAUUAGUAACAUGGCGUCAGCGGAGAUUAAUAUGGCGUCCUCGGACAUAAUAACCGAAGUCGAGCCAGAAAUCCAGGAGGUCGAAAUUGAAACAAUACCGGUUGAAAUACCUUGCGAGACGGUGGAAACGACUAUAGAAGGGGACGAUGGGCAGCCGAUGAUCGCAUUGCAACCAUUACCUGAGCCAGGCCGUGAAGAAAUCAUUCUACAGACGCAAGAGGAAAUCGUCGGCGCCGAUCCGCUAAGCGUGUACGAUCAAAUACCCGUACCGGAGAACGAUAUUUAUGUCGAAUCGAGUCCUGGACCAUCGAGAAAGGGUACGAAGAAGGCUAGGAAAGGUGGAGCUGCCAGAUAUCGUACAUCCGAUCACGCAAUAUUUGGUGAGAUGGGUUCGGAAACGAAAACAAGAAAGUGGGAGCAGAAGCAAGUGCAAAUCAAAACCCUGGAAGGUGAAUUUUCGGUGACGAUGUGGGCAUCUGGUACUGAUGAUGAUGAAGGCUCUAAUCCAGAACCUGAUCCAGAUUUCACUGAAUAUAUGACUGGCAAAUCAAAUACAAAGUUUAAUCAUUCUGGAAGUUCUGUUUCCGAUGGAAUGCCUGGUCUCGAUUUAUCAGAUCCUAAACAGUUAGCAGAAUUUGCCAGACCUGGUCAUAAAUUGAAAGUACGCAAGCCACCCGUUAUGGAUGGCGUAGAACGCACAAUUGCUUGUCCUCACAAAGGCUGUUCUAAAAUGUUUCGGGACAACAGUGCUAUGCGUAAACACUUACAUACGCAUGGACCUAGAGUACAUGUAUGUGCAGAAUGUGGGAAGGCAUUUGUUGAAAGUUCCAAAUUGAAGAGGCACCAGUUAGUGCACACCGGGGAGAAACCUUUUCAAUGUACAUUCGAAGGUUGUGGCAAAAGAUUUAGCCUCGAUUUUAAUUUGCGUACCCAUGUAAGAAUCCACACGGGUGACAGACCAUAUGUGUGUCCAUUUGAUGGAUGUAGCAAAAAGUUUGCACAAUCUACGAAUCUUAAAUCACACAUAUUAACCCAUGCCAAGGCUAAAUCGCGAAAUACCAUUGGAAGACAAGUACAACAAAUUCAACUUCAACAACCUCAAUUCGUCCAAGUGGAGGUUGCGGAUGUGGAUAAUCAACAAUUCAUUGUCUAUGCUGAUUAGCCCCCCCAAAUAUUGAUCUCGUAUCCCAGUGAAUCUAUUAUGGAAUAUCAUAACCACUAAUUAUUAACAUAAGCAGUGUAAAUAUUUUCAAGAUACAGCAAGCGGCAAAGGAAAAUCAGUCCGUAAAACUAUUAGUUAUGGUAAGAGAAUGAGUUGUUAAUUAAAUAAAUAAUUAAUACCUCUGUGCUUAGAUAUGGAUUAACUAAAAAAACACAGAGAGUUAUUGCGCUCUCCAAAACUCAUUGAUAAAAACAGUGUGUACUUUUUAAGACAAUGCGAGGUGAAACGAUGCACAUUGCUCUGUGCUAAGUCAGACUUUUUAAAAAAAAGAAGAAAAAAAAAAAAGAAAAAGAAAUCUAGUGCGCCGUCGUAAUGUGUAACUGUACAUAUUUAUAAUUAAAGUAAAAUAUUGUAUACAGUAUAUUUUGGAGAAAUUCAAAUGAAGAAUAAACCCACAAAAUACAUUUGUUCUGUUAGACUCUCAAUUGUACCAUUUUAGUACAACAGAUCUUGUACGCCAUUUACCGUAAUAUUGUCGCGUUGUCGACAAUAAUCUCGUGUUAGUUGUAUUAUCCUAAAUUUAAAAAAAAAAAA
This is a messenger RNA of Polistes dominula (European paper wasp), 2293 nucleotides long. Its product is annotated as transcription factor YY2. NCBI's taxonomy places the organism in Eukaryota, Metazoa, Arthropoda, Insecta, Hymenoptera, Vespidae. Gene Ontology annotation, molecular function: DNA-binding transcription factor activity, RNA polymerase II-specific; RNA polymerase II cis-regulatory region sequence-specific DNA binding. The record is from RefSeq and is a predicted model, not a curated record. Gene Ontology annotation, biological process: regulation of transcription by RNA polymerase II. Gene Ontology annotation, cellular component: transcription regulator complex; PcG protein complex; chromatin.